AUAUUCCUAACUAUUACCUAAGUAAGCUUUUUCCUGCUCUGCACUCUCCUCUGGUGACUGAUUUCUCGUAUUUCGAGGGAAUAACUACAACGAACUGUGACACGUUUUUCAUGUCGCCCAUCAGCUACUAUCCUUGUUGGGGAUCCCUAUGAUGCACGGCUACCAUGUAUGUCCGGCAUGGUGUCCACGCGUGGAGUUCGCCUGUAUGACGACAUCCAAUCGCCUCGCUAUAAGUAUACACGCCAACACCAUGGACAUAACACAAACCGUCACUCCAAAUCAUGGCUUCCGUUACGACUGAAGAUGUUCUCAUUAUCAUGUUUUCCAUUCUACUUCCGCCAAUAGCGGUCAUCUUGAUGAAGCGGCCCCUGGCGGAUGUCCUCAUCAACAUCAUUCUGACGCUUUUCUUCUGGAUUGGAGGAGUAAUUCAUGCACUCUACUUGUUGUACCAGAGGCGAAGGUCGUGGUGGUGAAGGUGCCGUAACUUGUCUACUGUAUGUGAGUGUACAGUAGCAACGUCAAUAUGAGCGUUACGGGUGGCAGACAAAGGAACUGGGAAACAACACCACAGUUACGCGUUACGUUGCCCAUUUUUGGCAACGACAUAGUGCCUUCGAAGUCAUAUUUUGGCACCUGGUCUCUGCCAUUUGCUGUUUUAUAGCCUGAAAUGUGUUCGAGCAUGUAUUCCCAAAUUAAACUUACUGAAUAGAAAUUUUUUAUUCGAAUUU
Messenger RNA from Desarmillaria tabescens, 728 nucleotides. RefSeq names its product plasma membrane proteolipid 3. The transcript is spliced from 2 exons. The coding region runs from base 282 to 473 and encodes 63 amino acids. The record is from RefSeq and is a predicted model, not a curated record. Gene Ontology annotation, cellular component: membrane. NCBI's taxonomy places the organism in Eukaryota, Fungi, Basidiomycota, Agaricomycetes, Agaricales, Physalacriaceae.